This is a messenger RNA of Gasterosteus aculeatus aculeatus (three-spined stickleback), 2582 nucleotides long. The record is from RefSeq and is a predicted model, not a curated record. Lineage: Eukaryota; Metazoa; Chordata; Actinopteri; Perciformes; Gasterosteidae.
GUCAUGGCCGACCAGUCUGUUAGGAUGGUGACAGCCAUCGUGUUGCACAGUGUCUUCUUCCCCUCAGAUGCGUUUGCUGAUUGUGAUAAGAAUCCAGAUCUAUUUAUCACUGCAAAAAAAGAGAUGGAAGCACUUACUGGAUCUUGUUUGCAAAUUCCAUGUAACUUCAGAGUUAAACAAGGACUGGAAUUCAACAGCAAAACAACAACCUUUGGAGUGUGGAUUAAAAACGACUCUCGCUUUGGCCUUUAUCCCAAUAAUGUGAUUUUCAACAGUAGUGGGACAGUUUCCACAUAUCCGAUGAGUUCUACUGGAGACUUGAGUCAGAAAAACUGCUCCACUUUAUUUUCCAGUUUAAAGACAACAUACACAGACACAUACUACUUCAGGGUUGAGAACCGGCCAUUUCUAUCAACCGCUUCAUGUGAUGUUCUUAAAAUAAGAGUUGAAGAUUCUCCCCCAAAGCCCAGGAUUGAGAUCUCAGGUGAUGUGAAGGAGAAGGAGUCUGUCUCUAUCAGCUGCUCAGCUUCCACUCCCUGUCCACACUCUCCUCCUCAACUCACCUGGAACCUCCAACCAGACUCUCACCACAUGAUGGAGGAAAACACAGAUCGAACCUUCACAACUAGAAUCCAGAAGAGCAUCACUCUGUCACAUGAACAUGAUGGAUUCAUCAUCAGCUGUUCUGCCAGAUAUCCUGUGAAUGAAGGAAAAGAUGUAAAGACGUCAGAGGAGAGAAAGACUCUCAGUGUUUCAUAUGCUCCCAAGAACACCUCGGUGUCCAUCAGUCCAUCAUGUUGGGUGUCAGCAGGUAGCCGGGUGAACCUGACCUGCUCCAGCAGAGCCAAACCUCCUGUGAGCCGCUUCACCUGGUUCAAGACCAGCAGAGAUGCACCAAUCAAAGUAUCUGAAGGAGACUUUUACAGCUUCAAUGUCACUGAUGGAGGAGUUUAUUACUGUGUGGCCACCAAUCAGCUUGGUGAUCAAACAUCCUCAGAGGUCCAUCUGACUGUAGAAGGUCAGGACUCUGGCUGGGCCAUUCUUGGAGGAAUUAUUGGGAUCAUCGUGCUCAUCGGCCUGGUUGUCUUUGUUUGGCGUUUGAAGUCUCCACAUCCAACUGCACAUCAGAGUCAGAAUCAGACUUUUGAAGAGACAGUGACAACAGAAGAAGGAGACGUCCACUAUGGAGAGAUUAACUUCUCGAGGCUCAGAUCUGGACCGUCCUCGGUCUCGGAGCAGAAUGGUGGACAGCAGGAGGACACGCUGUAUGCGCAGGUCAAAGUGUCCAAGGCAGCAGACAACGUCACACGGACUGCUGACGUCCCAGAGGAUCUCUACGCUCAAGUGAAGAGAAAAUGAGCCGUUUCUUGUGGUCACAUUUGGGUUUUAUUGUUAAGAUGCUUUUUACAGAUGGUGGGGACGAGUCCGCCUACAGGUGGGAGUCUGACCAUCUGGUGUCAUGGUGCAGCCAGAACAACCUUGAGCUCAAUGCUGUAGUGGAGAUGGUUGUGGAUUUCAGGAAGAACAAAGUCCCACCCUCCCCCUUCACCACUGUGGUUUCCUGGGCUCCAUCAUCACCCAGGACCUCAAGUGGGACCUGAACAUCAGCUCCAUCACAAAGAAGGCUCAGCAGAGGUUGUUCUUCCUGAGGCAGCUGAAGAAAUUCAACGUGAUGGUGAGAGAGUGAUCGGCUGCAAUCUGCCGUCCCUCCUGGACUUCUUCGCCUCCGGGACCCUGAAGAGAGUUUAAAAGAUCGUAGCCGACCCCUCUCACCCCAGACAAAAACUGAGGUCCAUCAGGACUAAGACCUCCCUCCACACAAACAGUUUCUUCCCGUCGGCAGUCAGGCUCAUCAACAGAGCCCAGUCCCCCACUGACUGAGUCUGACAUUCCACUGGUCACUUUCUUUCUCACUGCACACGUCAAUUUCCCUUGUCACUUUUCAAUUUUUAACUUUAACUUGUAUUCCUUUAUUUUUUAACUAACCCAUAGCCUUAUAUUUUAAUUUAUUCCUUGUGUGAGCUUGUCUUGUCGUCCUGUCUGCUGUUACGCACCAACCGCCAAGUCAAAUUCGUUGUAUGUCUGACAUAUUAUGGCAAUAAAUGUUUACUGAUUUCUGACUUCAAACCUCCACACCCUGCAGCUUAGGUGGUUCAGCAAUAUUUUAAUACAUUUUACACCUUAAGGUCUGUUCAUCAGACCAGUACAAAAAACGUCCCACGGCUCUAAACAAAGAAGUAUUCUAACAAACGCCGCUGUUCAUAUAUCAUGUGCUAUUAUCAUUUAUAGAGCUAUUUUUUUUAAUACAUCUUUUGCAUCAACCACGUUUUAUUGUACUAUUUCACAGUGAUGGCAAAGUGAAGCUUUCCAGCCAAUUGUAUGGGAAAAAGGUUCAUUCAUUCAUUCAUCGCAAACUACGAUGACCUCUGCUGUUGAAAACCUAUAGUGCAUAUGUAUCGAAUAGCCUACCAGUAUAUUUUGGCCCAGUCUCUGUGGGUUGAACAUGAUUAUGAAAAGUUGAACCAAUAAAUCAUCUAAUACAUGGAUUCAUGAAUCAUGAUUCAUUCUAUAUGAAUAAAACU